Talaromyces proteolyticus is the source of this 1037-nucleotide messenger RNA. Its product is annotated as succinate dehydrogenase cytochrome b560 subunit. Gene Ontology annotation, molecular function: electron transfer activity; succinate dehydrogenase activity. The coding region runs from base 136 to 696 and encodes 186 amino acids. Gene Ontology annotation, biological process: mitochondrial electron transport, succinate to ubiquinone; tricarboxylic acid cycle. Gene Ontology annotation, cellular component: membrane. The record is from RefSeq and is a predicted model, not a curated record. NCBI's taxonomy places the organism in Eukaryota, Fungi, Ascomycota, Eurotiomycetes, Eurotiales, Trichocomaceae. The transcript is spliced from 3 exons.
GCUCUGAUUGGCCGCGAUGAUCUAAGCGGCAACAGCAACCCGAGGUUCCCCGUGACUCCGGAUGCGAGAACGCUUCUUUCUCUCCAUCACCUCGACGUCGUCGGUUGCUCUAGAGUAGCGAAUUGAGGUGCCAGCAUGAUCUCACAAAAGGUUGCGCAGCAGUCGCUGCGGCGAUUGGCUUCGCCCUCGGCUUUGACGUCGUCGAUGGCCAAGUUUGCUUCUCCCGCUGCCAUUGCGACUGGUAGAUAUAUGCAAAUGAGACCAACAUCCUCAACUACAACCACAACCGACCCGACCAAGAUCCUCGCCGAGCAGCGCCUGAACCGACCCGUCGCGCCGCAUCUAACCAUCUACCGGCCCCAGAUCACCUGGUACGCCAGCGCUCUGCACCGCAUCACCGGCUCCCUCGCCUCCGGCAGCCUCUACCUCUUCGCAACCGCGUACCUCGUUGCCCCCGUCGUGGGAUGGCACUUGGAGUCUGCAUCGAUUGCAGCUGCAUUCGGCGCGUUGCCGGUUCUCGCCAAGGUUCUUAUCAAAGCUGCGCUGGCUAUGCCCGUCACCUUCCACAGUUUCAAUGGUGUUCGCCAUUUGAUUUGGGAUUUUGGCAAGGCACUCACGAACAAGCAGGUCAUCACCACAGGCUGGACGGUGGUUGGGCUUAGCAGUGCUGCUGCGCUUGCUCUUGCGCUUUUGUAAAGUCUUUCCUUGAAUUCAAUUUCUUAUUGUUUGUUACAUUAUCGUUAUAUGAGGCAAAUAUAGCAAUAUGAGGAUACAAUUGACUUUGUCACUUGAAUCAACCCAGAUAGUACAUGUAUGCAACCGACAUGUCAAAAUCGGCUCUUGUAUAUGAAAUUAUCAUAUCUAGAAUACAUCUUGAUACAUCUAUACAUGCAUGACAAUACAACAGAGCAGACAACACCUGAAGCACCUAUGGCGAAAUCUCAUGAGGACUGAAAGGGCGCAUUCUCUAUGCCAUUCACCAUUCACCAUUCACCAUUCACGUAGGUCGCUAAUAAGUAAAGCCAUCAAUUAAUGAU